CAGGCACCAACAUCAACCUAUAAAAUAUUUUAAGAGAAGAAGGAUAUCAUAUGUUAGCAUUGCUUCCUCAUUGUUCUACUUUUUGAUUCAUUGGUUGUUAGGAAAAGAUUCAGUAGAAGAGCUCCAUGUCAGUUUGCAAGCCCAAAAACACCGGAGCCACCGCCAACACCUCCACAAUGAAAAGGGCACAGCUAGUAUUUGUUCCUUGCCCUGGAAUUGGCCACCUUGUAUCCACUGUUGGCUUUGCAAAGCUCAUUCUUGGAAGAACUGAAAAUUUCUUGAUAACCAUGCUUGUCAUCAACCACCCAUACGAUCCUAGCGUAAACAGCUAUGUUGAAUCCCUUUUUGCCACCCAUACUCAAAUCAAGUCCAUUACUAUUCCUGCGAUUGCAGCACCACCUGUAGAAGCUUUAACUGAAAAAGUUUUUACUCAAUUCAUUCGUGACCACAGCCCCCUUGUAAGAGAUGCUAUCGUCAACCAAGUGAUAGCCAACAGCCCAGAUCCUGUAGCUAGUGUUAUUGUUGACUUGUUCUGCGCUUGCUUUAUUGAUGUUGCCAAAGAACUCGGGGUUCCUUCCUAUGUUUUCUUCUGUUCUGAUGCUGCUUUUUAUGGACUCACUGUUUACCUUUCAGAGAGAGAAGACGGGGGUCAGCCUAAGUUUAGAGAAUCUGACCUUGAUUAUACCAUUCCUUCUUACGCCAAUCCAGUGCCUUAUCGUGUUUUGCCACUCGUGCACAGGGAUCAGGCAUAUGAGACGUUUGGAGCUCUUGGAAGGAAAUACAAAGAGAGCAACGGUGUGAUCAUUAAUACGUUUUCGGAGCUUGAGUCUCAUGCUGUUAACACUCUUGUUGCUAGAGAUGAUUUACCAUCAAUUUUCACUGUGGGGCCAUUAAUUGAUCACAAGGGAAAGGGCUUGUCAGGGUCUGAGGCUGCUAAACGCGAUGAGAUCAUGAAAUGGCUUGAUGAUCAGCAUGAAAAUUCAGUGGUGUUCUUGUGCUUUGGAAGUCAAGGAGCUUUUAGAGAAGAGCAGUUGAAAGAGAUUGCGAUUGGGCUGGAGAGCAGUGGUCAACUGUUCUUGUGGGCCGUUCGCAAGCCACCCUCACCAGGCGAGAUUAUGCCAGGUUAUUACACUAGAUAUGACGAGAUUUUCCCGGCGGAGUUCUUGGAAAAGACAAAAAAUAUUGGCAGGCUCUGUGGGUGGGCACCACAAGUAGAAGUCCUGGCUCACAGAGCAGUUGGUGCUUUCGUGUCUCACUGCGGAUGGAACUCAACCUUGGAGUCCUUGUGGUAUGGUGUCCCUAUUAUAACCUGGCCCUAUUAUGGUGAGCAGCAGAUUAAUGCAUUUCAGUUGGUGAAGGACUUGGGAUUAGCAGUGGAGUUGACUCUGGAUUUCAGGAGGGAUUGUUCUACUGAUUUUGUGAAGGCAGAGGAUAUAACAAAAGCAGUGAAAUACAUGAUGGAACAAGGUAGUGAGUACAGAGCCAAGGCCAAAGCAACAGGUGAAAUAGCCAAGCAAGUUCUGUUAGAGGGUGGAUCUUCGUAUGUUGCUUUUGGACGCUUGAUUGAACAAUGGUUAGGAAACAAGCUUUGAAGGAUUUAGAAGUUGAAAUAAAUCUGUGGUGUUUACGGUUUGCCAUAUUAUUUCUGUAAUUUGUUUGUUGAUGAUCUACAAGGAUUCGUUCAACCUGCAUCGUUUCUUUUCUUUUUCUGCUCUGCUUAAUUUGUGGAAAUGUUGUGGUCUAUGAUGCUCUGUGGAGACCAUGAGGCUGAAACUUUCAGAUUAUGCAGCAAUCUGUUGAAAUGGGAGCACAUUUUCUUUCCAAAUUGUAUCACAGUUUGUUCUAUAAUUGGUGGCGGUGCAAGUGGCCAAGUGUAGUCACACUCUUAGAAUUGGGUUCUGGUCGAGAUGCUGUUGAUUAAUUAGUAGCUUGUAUGAUCCACCAUUGCUCUGCCAAAUGAUUGCUGUUCUCUUCGUUUUAUACGGAGAUCUUUGUAUGUAUGUAUUUGCUUUUGCCAAUUAAUGACUUUUUAUAACUAAGA
Molecule: messenger RNA, 2041 nt
Organism: Populus nigra (black poplar)
Lineage: Eukaryota; Viridiplantae; Streptophyta; Magnoliopsida; Malpighiales; Salicaceae
Product: anthocyanidin 3-O-glucosyltransferase 2-like
Exons: 1
Coding region: 126-1592 (488 amino acids)
Molecular function (GO): UDP-glycosyltransferase activity
Source: RefSeq, a predicted model, not a curated record